AUGAUAUGGAAGAAACCUCUUAGAAGUGCACCACCACGUCUACAGAGAUUGCUUAUCAAAGUCCAAGGAUACCGAUUUCAAGUCAAGUAUCGACCAGGAAAAGACAUGAUUCUUUCCGAUACCUUGAGCCGACUUCCUAAUCCCAAGGAAGCACGCGAUGUUCCGCUAGAUGUCAGAGUGGAAUCCAUCUGCUCUGAAGCCGAAGAUUCGCACCAGAUUGACUUGAUAUACUUCGGACAACACAAGAGAACAGAGCUUCAGAGAGAAACAGCUAAUGAUCCUGUUCUCAGAUCACUAUGGCAAAUAGUCACUCAGGGAUGGCCUGAGACCAUCCAAGAAUUGCCGAUAUCCCUUCGUCAAUUUUGGUCUUACAGAGAUGAAAUCGGAGUAUCACACGGAGUACUCUUCAAGGGAAGUCAAGUCAUCAUACCGAAGACACUAAGGAAUGACAUCCUUAGACAGCUUCAUCUAGGACACAUGGGAAUCGAAAGCACGAGACGACUUGCUCGUGAGACAGUGUUCUGGCCAAACAUCAACAAGAACAUUGAUCAGAUGAUAAAGCAGUGUGAAACAUGCCAGAAACACCAAGCAAGACAGCAGAAAGAGCCACUGCAUCCCCAUGAUGUACCACCAGCACCAUGGACCAGACUGGGAAGUGACUUGUUCAUGCUCAAUAGACAAGAAUAUCUACUCGUUACUGAUUACUAUUCCAAGUAUCCGAUCAUUGCUAAGCUAACCGAUACAUCCAGUGCAGCUAUAGCAAGACAGAUGACGGGAAUCUUCAGUCUGUUUGGUCCACCAGAAGAGAUUGUGUCCGACAACGGUCCACAAUUUGUCGGGAAACCAUUCAAGACAUGUGCAAGAAGUGGAAUAUCAAGCACAUCACUUCUUCACCACACUAUCCAAGAUCCAACGGAUUAG
Messenger RNA from Lytechinus variegatus (green sea urchin), 921 nucleotides. RefSeq lists its product as uncharacterized. Lineage: Eukaryota; Metazoa; Echinodermata; Echinoidea; Temnopleuroida; Toxopneustidae. Gene Ontology annotation, molecular function: nucleic acid binding. The record is from RefSeq and is a predicted model, not a curated record. The coding region runs from base 1 to 921 and encodes 306 amino acids. Gene Ontology annotation, biological process: DNA integration. The transcript has a single exon.